Molecule: messenger RNA, 1645 nt
Organism: Thunnus maccoyii (southern bluefin tuna)
Lineage: Eukaryota; Metazoa; Chordata; Actinopteri; Scombriformes; Scombridae
Gene: cxadr
Product: CXADR Ig-like cell adhesion molecule
Exons: 7
Coding region: 132-1259 (375 amino acids)
Biological process (GO): homotypic cell-cell adhesion
Cellular component (GO): intercalated disc; basolateral plasma membrane; bicellular tight junction
Molecular function (GO): cell adhesion molecule binding
Source: RefSeq, a predicted model, not a curated record
GGGAGGAGGAGGAGGAGGAGUGGAGCUUGGAUGCUUCGGUUGAACUGGGCUGCCGCUGCUUUUCACUCCAAUUCAGCAUAAGUUCUCCGACCAAGUUUCACAUAAGAAGUCGUGGACUAGCUGGGACAGGAAUGGAGCUUUCGACAGGCCGGUUCUGCUGUUUACUGUUGAGCCUCUUUGCAGGUUUGGCCUCUGGUUUGGAGAUUACAUCUACAGGGCCGACUUCCAUAGAGAAGGCCAGCGGUCAGAGUGUGAAGCUGGAUUGCCAGUUCAGCCUGGGCCCUGAAGAUUCUGGGCCACUGGAUAUUGAAUGGAGCCUGCUGUCCUCCGACAACCAGCAAGAGGACAAAGUGGUGAUCCUGUACUCAGGUGACAGGGCCUAUGAAGACUACUACCCCCCCAUGAGGGGUCGAGUCCAUUUCAACUCAGCCGACCCCAAGAAUGGCGACGCCUCCAUCAACCUGACGGGGCUGAAAUCGUCGGACUCGGGCACCUACCAGUGUAAGGUGAAGAAGGCUCCUGGUAUUCGCAGCAGGAAGAUGCUGCUGAUUGUCAUGGUGAAACCAUCCAAGCCCAGGUGCUAUGCCGAAGGCCCCUCACAGGAGGGCAAAGACAUUGUGCUGAGGUGCAUAUCCAGUGAGGGCACCAACCCCCUGCAGUACAGCUGGGAGAGGACCAGUGACAACAAGCUGCUGCCUGCCUCCGCUGUGAUGGAUCCUGUGGGAGGCACCAUUAAUGUGCGGAACGCAUCUGCCAGCGCAUCUGGUACCUACCGCUGCACUGCCAGCAAUCGUGUUGGCACUGAGGAAUGUGUACUGUAUCUCAAAGUGACACCUCCCCCCAACACUGCAGGCAUCAUCGCAGGAGCCAUAAUUGCUGUACUACUGAUCCUCAUCAUUAUUGCCAUCAUCCUCUUCUGCUGUUGCCGUGCCCGUCACAGGAAGAAGUACGAGAAGGAAAUCUGCAAUGAGAUAAGAGAGGACGUGCCUCCUCCUAAGAGUCGCGUUUCAACGGCACGCAGCUUCACUGUGGGCAGCCAGCGCUCCUCCCUGGGCUCUAUGUCACCUUCCAACCUGCAUGAGUACGCCCUGAAGCCCCAGUACGACAAGAUUCCCUCAUCAGAGGAGUUUGAGAGGCCUCCAAGCCACGCCCCUCUGCCCCCGCCCACCGCCGCCAGGAUGGCGGGCCCCAACCUCAGCCGCAUGGGGGGCAUCCCCGUCAUGAUCCCUGCCCAGAACAGGGACGGCUCGAUUGUCUAGCCUGUCCUCUUCUUACGAAGGGACUGUGCAACAAGGGGAGAGGACGGAGGAAGGGAGUAGGACACAAGCCAAUGAAGAUGGAGCAAGAGCUGGGAUGGGCUGACUCGCCCGACUUUUAGCUCUUCAUUAUUUACAAAUGGAAGUAUACUUCUCUUAUGAAGACCUGGCUCUGGUGUGGUGCUGAGAAGAGAAAUUGAGUUGUACUGGAAUCACAACAGAGCACAUUAACUUUUUAUCAAAUACAAAUAAAAAAAACAAACUUUUAUGAAUUUUACUUCCUGGACUUUCUCACCGAAAAAUGAAUUAGUGUGGAUAUAAAGCAGAAUGGUCAAUAUACAAAUUAUAUUGUACAUAUUUGAAUGCAUGUUUUUUUUUUUUUUUUUUUU